AUGGAACCAUCUGUUAUGUCAGAUCCAACUUUAGGACUUUGUUAUCCACCUUUAUCACUUUGUUGUUUGCCAUCGACUAGUUUUUCAUCUCCGAUUCUUACUCAUUUAAAUAUCAAUGUCGAAACUUUUGAUGAUUGUCUUUAUUUACUUGAUGGUCGAUUUAGAAAAUUGACAACAUUGUCUGUUAAUGUCUAUCAUAUGGAUAGAUUUUCAGAAACUGUUCACAAUAUGGAUAAAUUAUUGAAUCUAAAAUGUUUCUCAUUAAAAUCGUCUUAUUCAUUUCAUCAAUAUGAUAAAAUUAUAUUACAUUUUCGUCGUAUGUCAAAUUUGGAAAAGUUAACUCUAAAUAUUUCUAUAGACGAUCGAAAUAGAGUCAUUGGUGGUACUUAUGUUCAACGUGCUAUUUUGAAUUAUAUGCCACAACUUCGUUCAUUCACGUUCUAUAUUUGUACUUAUGUUGGUCCAAUUGCUACUUUACCCUACAAGUUAUCUAGUGAAGAUAUUCAACUAACAUUAACAAAUAGUGGACAACAACAUGUCACUAGUAUGAUCAAUUAUAUUACUAGUAGUGUCAAUUUUGUUUUUGGCAUCAGAGCUGUAUGUUCAAUUUUCUCACUUCCUUUUAAAUUUGAUUAUCUUCGAGAUCUUGGCAAUACAUUUCCAAAUAUUGUAUUCAGUUAUGUUACCUAUUUACUUAUACAAGAUAUUACUCCAUUCGAACAUGAAUUCUUCAUGCGAAUCGCCCGAUCGUUUCCGUUACUGAAGCAUUUAUGUAUUCGGAAUAGAGAAUCACAAAAAUUGGAUGGUCUUAUGUCAUUUUCAUCUGACAAAUAUCAAUUACACUCAAUUAUUGAAUAUCCCCAUCUGACUAUACUUGAUGUCAGAUUUGGACAUGCAGAUUAUGUUGAACAGUUUCUAAAUGAAACAAAAACAUGUGUACCUUGUCUGACAGAAUUUGAAGUCUGUGUUGAUCACUUAAAAGCUAUAACAAAAGAUUUUACAAGGGAAAAAACACGACGCAAUUGUUCUAAGGUGAAAAAAAUACAUACGACAGGGGGUAUGGUACAUUGGGAAGAUUUAUGUCUUUAUUUUCCUUCAUUGUAUAAGUAG
Adineta steineri is the source of this 1110-nucleotide messenger RNA. The record is from the annotation of a GenBank genome assembly. Lineage: Eukaryota; Metazoa; Rotifera; Eurotatoria; Adinetida; Adinetidae.